UCCCGGCCCGUUCCGGGGCGGAGCCGCUCGGGGCUGCUCGGGACCGCUCGGGGCGCGGAGCCGCCCUGCGCGGCGAUGCCGGGGCUCCCCCUGCCUCUCCUCCUCCUCCUCCUCCUCCUCCUCCCCGCCGGCCCCCCCCUGCUCUGGGCGCAGCCCUUCCCUCGGGACCUGGUUCCCCGCAGCACCGUGGGGCUCGCAGCCACCGCCGCCUACCCCCGGUUCGGGGGCCUCCGGGGGGACAACGCCACGGCGCAGCUCGGCCUCGACUUCCAGCGCAUGCUGCGGCUCAACGGCACCCUCUUCGUGGCUGCCCGGGACCACAUCUACGCCUUCGACCUGGGGCAGGACAAGGGGACGCUGUACCCGGAGCGGCACCUGACCUGGGAGACCCGGGACAGGGCCAACUGCGCCAUGCGGGGCCGGCUGCAGGAUGAGUGCCACAACUACAUCAGGGUGCUGGUGCCCCGCGACGCCCGCACCCUCCUGGCCUGCGGCACCAACGCCUUCAGCCCCCUCUGCCGCACCUACAAGGUGAGCAGCCUGGAGCAGGAGGGUGAGGACGUGAGCGGCCAGGCCCGGUGCCCCUUUGACGCCCAGCAGAGCAUCGUCGCCCUCUUUGUUGACGGCAGCCUCUACUCCGCCACCGUGGCCGACUUCCAGGCGAGCGAUGCUGUGAUUUACCGCAGCCUCAGCCCCGGCCGCCCGCCCCUGCGCACCCUCAAGUACAGCUCCCGCUGGCUGCAGGAGCCCCACUUUGUGCAGGUGCUGCCCUACGGCCCCUUCGUCUACUUCUUCUUCCGGGAGGUGUCGGUGGAGCUGCGGGCCAUGGGCAAGGUGCUGGUGGCGCGCGUGGCCCGCGUGUGCCGCAACGACGGCGGCGGCUCGGCGCGGGUGCUGGAGCGGCGCUGGACCUCGUUCCUCAAGGUGCGGCUGCUCUGCGCCAUCCCCGGAGACUCCGUCUUCGCCUUCGACGUCCUGGAGGCUGUGACCCCACCAAGGGCCCUGCGCGGCCGAGCUGCGGUGCUCGCACUCUUCGGCACCCAGCCCAACAGCAUCCCCGGCUCCGCCGUCUGCGCCUUCUACCUGGCGGACGUGGAGCGGGCGUUCGAGGGCCCCUUCGCUGAGCCCCGCGGUGCCGCCGGCGCCUGGACCCCGGUGCCCGAGGAACGGGUGCCCCAGCCCAGGCCCGGCUGCUGCGCUGGGAUGGGAGCGGCCGCGGGCAUCAGCACCUCCGGGGACUUCCCGGAUGAGACCUUGGCCUUCGCCAAGGAGCAUCCCCUGCUGCACGGGGCCGUGGAGCCCGCGGGAGGGCGGCCCCUGUUCACCCGCACCGGCACCAGGCUGACGCGGCUGGCGGUGGACACGGGCGCGGGGCCCUGGAGGAACCGGACCGUGCUCUUCCUGGGUGCGGAGGACGGGCGGGUGCUGAAGGUGCUGCUGGCGGCGCAGCAGCCCCCCGCGGGCACCCCGGCACCCGGUGACAGCGACGGGGACCCCGGCUCUGAGGCGCUGCUGCUGGAGGAGAUCAGCCUCUAUGACCCCAAGCGGUGCCGGGGCCGGCGCGGUGCGAGCCGGGUGCUGGGGCUGGAGCUGCACGGGCCGGGCCGGGAGCUCUUCGUGGCCUUCGCGGGGUGCUUGGUUCGCCUGCCCCUGGCGCGCUGCGCCCAGCACGGGGCCUGCCGGAGGAGCUGCGUGGCCGCGCGGGACCCGUACUGCGCGUGGCUGCCCCCCGACGGCUGCGUCCCCGCCCCCGAGCACCUCCCGAGCGGCCUCGAGGAGGGCGCGGACGGAGCCGUCGGGAGGUGCCCAGAGCCGGCGGGGGACGGGGACGGGAACGGGGACGGGGACGGGAACGGAGCCCACGGGGUUCCCGGGCCCGGAGCGGGCCCCGCCGCGGUGCCGGUGCCGGUGCUGCUGGGUUCGGUGCUCGGCGCCUUCGCUCUGGGCGCGGUGGCCGCGGGGCUGCUCUCGGCCUCCUGCCGCCGCCCCCCCAAGCCGCCCCCCGCCGCCCCCCGCCUCUGCCCCGCGCUGCCCCCGGAGCCUCCGCAGCGCGGCCCCCACCGGUGCCUGGAGCCCGCGGGGCCGGGACCCCCCCCCCCCCAUCCCGGGGCCGCGCUGGAGGAGCUGCGGCAGCGCCCGGGGGGCUCGGGGCUGCCCCCCCCGCCCGGCCCCGGCUCCUUGAACCGGGUCCAGCCCCGCGGCCCCGGCCCGCAGCGCCUGGACGUGCCCCCCGACAGCCCCCCCCCGGCCCGCAGAGCCCUGGCCCAGCGGCGCUCGCUGGAGGGGGGGCUCCCCCGCAGGACCCCCGGCCCGGAGCGGGGCCUCACCCGCAUGCACUCGAUGGGGGGGCCCGGAGCCCUGCACCGCUCCUGCUCCGUGAAGCCCCCGCUGCUGCCCAAGCCCCUGCAGGCGCCGGCAGCCCCCGGCUGGCCCUGAGCCCC
This is a messenger RNA of Pezoporus occidentalis (night parrot), 2441 nucleotides long. It is a transcript of the gene SEMA6C, whose product is annotated as semaphorin 6C. Gene Ontology annotation, molecular function: semaphorin receptor binding; chemorepellent activity. Gene Ontology annotation, cellular component: plasma membrane. NCBI's taxonomy places the organism in Eukaryota, Metazoa, Chordata, Aves, Psittaciformes, Psittacidae. Gene Ontology annotation, biological process: semaphorin-plexin signaling pathway; axon guidance; positive regulation of cell migration. Bases 76 to 2436 code for a protein of 786 amino acids. The record is from RefSeq and is a predicted model, not a curated record. The transcript has 18 exons.